AUGCCGAUUUCUAGUCAUUCUCAUAGUGGACAAUUUUGUUUACAUGCUCAGGGUACCCUUGAGCAGGUUAUUCAAGAAGCUAUCCGACAGGGAUUUCACACAUUUUCAUUUACUGAACAUUGUCCUCGAAAAUACACAGAGGAUUUAUAUCCAGAAGAAUCCCAUUUAACUCCCGAUGAUUUACUUCAUACAUUUGAUGAGUAUAUCCGCACUGCAAAACAGCUUCGAGAGAAAUACGCAGACAAAAUUCAAAUUUUAAUAGGAUCUGAGACAGAAUACAUUCGCCCAGACUCCAUUGACCUUUUACGGAAGCUGGUCGCAAAGUACGAUUUGGACUAUUUAGUAGGUAGUGUGCAUCAUGUGAAUACAAUUCCAAUCGAUUUCUCAGUCGAACUUUGGCACAAAGCUUUAGAACAUGUUAGUGGAGAUUACGAAAAGCUUUUCAUGGACUAUUUCGAUCAUCAGUAUACCCUCUUGGCAUCUUUACAACCCCUUGUCGUUGCCCAUUUUGACUUGAUAUGCUUGUAUGCAAACGAAGAAGCUAUGAAGGUGUUUACGAAUUCAUCUAAGGUUUGGGAAGCCAUUGAACGAAACAUAAAAUAUGUGAGUAGCUACGGUGGUGUAUUUGAAAUUAACACCUCUGCUUUUCGAAAAGGAUGGUCUGUCGCUUACCCCAAACCUCAAUUAAUCAAGUUAAUGCAAAAACAUAAUGGCCGGUUUACCUUGUCUGAUGACAGCCAUGGUCCUCAUCAAGUAGGUCUAAAUUAUCAUCGGGGCAAAGCAUAUCUAGAAAACGAAGGCAUCCAUGCACUCGCUGUUUUUUCGCGUAGCUCUAAGGAGACUCCUACUACUUACCAGAUGAUUCCUGUUUCCCAAAUAUGGUCUACUUUCGUAGGGAAGAAUGGUGUAUCUCCAUAG
This is a messenger RNA of Schizosaccharomyces osmophilus, 918 nucleotides long. RefSeq names its product histidinol-phosphatase. Gene Ontology annotation, biological process: L-histidine biosynthetic process. Gene Ontology annotation, molecular function: histidinol-phosphatase activity. The record is from RefSeq and is a predicted model, not a curated record. Gene Ontology annotation, cellular component: cytoplasm. Bases 1 to 918 code for a protein of 305 amino acids. NCBI's taxonomy places the organism in Eukaryota, Fungi, Ascomycota, Schizosaccharomycetes, Schizosaccharomycetales, Schizosaccharomycetaceae. The transcript has 4 exons.